AGGCAGCAUUUAACAGGCCUCUUAACUUGGUCAUGUGUGUGGAACAAGAGCUGCUACGUGAACUGGAAAUGCUUGGCUGGACAUAACAGGAUGUUCAAUCAGCAAACAAACCUAGAGAAAAACAUGGAUUAAUCAACAAUUAACCAGGUAUUUAAUUUCAGGGUUCUCAGGUGUUUUCCCAUUGUUGAUAAGGAAUGGAGGAACUCAAGGUUUACCCACAGGAAAGGAAACUUUGAGUCAUGAAUGUGAUAAAGUGAAUGUGAUAGUGAACAAAAAUGGCAGCAGUGAAUAGAAACGCAUGGAGUCAGGAUCUUAAGUACAAGGUUGGUGCUUGUUCUUGUGGCUGCCUUUGAUGUGAUCCAGUUCUGCUGCAGAGCUGUGUAACAGCAGGUGAGAUGUGACACGUUUGGGAUUUAGAUGUUCCUAAAGCACGAUUCUAUCCAAGCAUUAAAGCCGUGUAACCCUCAGCUCCUGCCUAUGGCCGCGUUUGUGUGCACAGAUGUGGCUCCUGCAGCAGCACAAUGGUGAGCCCAAUGUUCACGCUGUGCUUCCAGCAGAGCAGGCCGGGAGCUGCAGGCAGGGAGGUACCAGCGGAGCUCCCUGUUUGCCCGGCUGAUCCUUAAUGGGGCCUUUGCAUGGACCCGGCUGCAGGAAGGCGCAGCCCGGCCCGUCUCACCGCCCUCCUCCGCUCCGUAUCUCAGCCGUGUUGCCGUGCGGUCACGGGACGGGGCGGCUCCAGCUCCGCCGCUUCCAGCCGUCACAGCGCACGGACACAGCGCGGCGCUGCGGGGCGGCCGAGGGGCGGCCGGGUCUCGGUCUCGGUCCCGGUGUCGGUCCCGGUCCGUGGCGAUGCGCGCGGUGCUGUCGCUGUGUGUCGGUGCGGGGCUGGCCGCGCUCUUGGCCGCGUGGCGGCGGCGCCGGUCGGUGCGCGAGGUGCUGUUCUUCCCGUCCCCGCCGUGCUGCACCGAGGAGCUGCUGGCCGAGGCCGAGGCCGAGGGCUGCGACGGCCGCCCCGCUCCGUGCCCGUGCCCGCUGCCCCGCUCGGACUGCGCCUUCACUCGGCUCCUGCGGCGGCUGCUGUCGGCCCGGCGCUCCCUCGAGCUCUGCCUCUUCGCCUUCUCCAGCCCCGAGCUCGGCCGGGCCGUGUCCGUGCUGCAUCGCCGCGGGGUCCGGAUCCGCGUGGUGACGGACUCGCAGUACAUGGCGCUGCGGGGGUCGCAGAUCGGCGUCCUGCGGCUGCUGGGGAUCCAGGUGCGGCACAACCAGGACGUGGCCUUCAUGCACCAUAAAUUCGCCAUCGUGGACAAGAAGAUGCUCAUCACGGGUUCCCUCAACUGGACCAUGGAGGCGAUUCACAGCAACAGGGAGAACGUGGUGAUCGUGGAGGACGCGGAGAUUGUGCGGCCUUACCUGGAUGAGUUUGAAAGGAUUUGGGAAGAGUACGACCCUGGGAACUACACCUUUUUUCCUAAGGAAAAUGAUUAAGGAGCUUCCCCCUGAGCUGGAGGGGUGUGGAACUGACACCAUUCAAGGGUUUAUUAUUAUCUAUAGCCAUCGAUGUAUUAUUACCAAUCUGGUUGUAAUUUCGUUAAGCACCUCCUGAGCUGAAGGGCUCUCAACCCUAAAUUGCCACAGGUGCCAAAGGAGCAGGAGGGACCCAGCUGAUGGGCUCAGUGAUGGAGCUCAUUGCUGUGCCCUGCAAUGGGUGAGGUGAUGUUUGCACUGUGCUCAGGACCUGUGCAGGGAGCCGGGUGUUCUCCAAGCUCUGGAUGCUCUUCAGCUCUGGGUGCUGCAGGAUGGAGCUGUACCUGAAGGGUUGUGGGGGCUGCAUUGAAGCUGGGGGUUGUCUGAGUGUGAGCACAGCCGUUGUCCUUUUGUUUGCACGAGUUAUUGACGGUUUGUGGAAGGAAAUGUGGGAAAUAGGAAGUUUGGGUUUGUAAAAUGAGUUUCCUCUGGUUUGAGGUUAGUGGAGCUGCAGUGUCAAUGUGUGAGAGCAGAUUGCAGCGGCAGCUCAUCUUCCUGCAGAGCAGGGAGUCCCCAGAAAGAACUGAGGGAAGCUUAAACUUAAACGUGUUCAGAUGCAGCGUGUUCUGCUGCGGGGCUGGUUCAGCAGGUUUAAUGUGUGCUCCUUUAAAUACGUGCUGGUUGUUCCAAGUUA
Coturnix japonica (Japanese quail) is the source of this 2158-nucleotide messenger RNA. RefSeq names its product phospholipase D family member 6 (gene PLD6). The record is from RefSeq and is a predicted model, not a curated record. Gene Ontology annotation, molecular function: RNA endonuclease activity producing 5'-phosphomonoesters, hydrolytic mechanism. NCBI's taxonomy places the organism in Eukaryota, Metazoa, Chordata, Aves, Galliformes, Phasianidae. Gene Ontology annotation, biological process: piRNA processing. Gene Ontology annotation, cellular component: mitochondrion.